AUGAGGAAUCGUAGACAGUUCGGUGAUGAAGAACCCUUGCUGGAUUCUGAAAAUGAGGGAAGGAAAGAGGAAAGGUAUAUGUGGAAUCUGUUCGUCAACGAGCCGAGGAAGACGAUUUCAGGUUCUGCUGCUGAAUCAGUAUUCAUAAAUUUGGGAAUAAAAUUGUUGAAAGUGGUGACUGUCAUUGUCACCUUCCUUGUAGUUCUUGGUUCUGCAGUCAUCUCAAAAGGCACUUUACUAUUCAUGAUUUCACAAGUCAAAAGUAACGUGACACGGCCAUACUGCAACAAAAACAGACAUAUCUAUCAAACAGAACAAUUCGUGGUGACUCUUCCUGAGGAAGAACGCACCCUUUGGAUAUGGAUGAUAAUUUUUUCUUACCUUGUUCCCGAAUUGGGAACAUUUGCCAGAUCUGUCAGAAUCGUUUUCUUCAAAUCUUGGAAACGUCCUAGUCCAUGGGAGUUCUUCGUACUAGCCAUAUCAGAACUAGCACCUGCAAUAGGCAGUGCCCUACUGGUCUUUGUGGUACUGCCUGAACUAGACGUCCUGAAAGGUUCGAUGUUGACGAACGCGGUUUGUUUAGUACCUGGUAUAUUAUUGUUUUGCACCAGAUUUUCCUGGCCAAUCAAACUAAACAGGUCAAUGAGUCAAAUAGUGGACAUCGUAGCCAUAACCUGUCAACUCACCGCUUUCUUUGCUUGGCCAGCAGUAGAAAACAAAACUGUUCUCUACCUCAUACUGCCUUUAUCACUGUUCCUGAUUUCUACUGGAUGGUGGGAGAAUUACGUGUCGGAUAAGUCAAAUAUCAAAUUGAUCAAAGAAUUGGGAGAAAGCAGAAAGGAAUUCCAAACCAAGACGUAUUUCAUGUAUUCCAUAAUAGCUCCAAUGAAAUGUUUCGCUUUUUUCAUGACUACCUUGAUAAUAUUUUGGAUGAGAGAAGGCAGUGUAUACUUUUUGUUCGACAAAUUCGUUGAUGCGUUCAGUACACGAUACAUCAAUGUAACCGAGAUUGAACCAAUCGUAGGUACGAUAAGCUUCUACGAAGAAGCGGUAGCCACAGGCAACGGAAAAUCUGAAAAAGUCACCAUUUGGAUCCCUCUGAUAGUAUGGUUCAUUAACAUCUCGUCCACCUACAUUUGCUACGCCUUCGGGAAAUUCUCCUGCAAAAUACUGAUACAAACCUUCGGCUUCGCUCUACCGGCAAACCUCACAGUGCCAGUGCUACUAACAGGAUUGAUAGUGAUGUGCGGGAACUACGUCAAGGACGAGUGUGCCUACGCUGACUCCAUUCCUCCGCACCUUUUCUUCACUGUUCCCAGUCUCUCUUACUUGAACGAGUUUAUUGGCCACCAAUACGCCUGGGUCUGGCUCAUUUGGCUCUUGUCGCAGACUUGGAUAACGCUGCACGUUUGGAACGAUGCUGACGACAAGCUGACUUCGACCGAGUUGCUGUUCUUCCGGCCGAUGUACGAUGCCUUCUUGAUCGAUCAAUCUAUCACGAUGAACAGGAGAAAACAGAAGGAUGGUGUCAAGAAAUUCAAACAGAAAAGAGACAUUGAAACAAAAACCGACGAAGACUCCAUUACUCGCAUUUAUGCUUGUGGAACAAUGUGGCACGAAACCAAAGAAGAAAUGAUGGAAUUCUUGAAGUCAAUCUUCAGGAUGGAUGAGGAUCAAUGUGCCCAUAAAAUAACCAGAACUUACUUACAGUACUACUUACCUGGUUACUACGAAUUCGAAACCCACAUCUUUUUCGAUGACGCUUUCAUCAGAGUGAGUCAAGAUGACAAAGAUCCCCACCUGAACUCCUUCGUGCUGGACCUUAUAGCCACAGUCAGUAAGGCUGCCAGCGAGGUCCAUGAGACCAACGUGAAGAUUGAGACUCCCUUGAUAUACCCCACACCCUAUGGGGGACGGUUGGAGUGGACGCUGCCAGGAAAAACAAAAAUGAUCGCUCAUCUGAAAGACAAGGCCAAAAUUAGACCGAAGAAACGUUGGUCCCAGGUCAUGUAUAUGUAUUAUCUUCUUGGAUUCAAGAUAAUGGACAAUGAUGAUUUGACUGCAGACAGAAUAAAAAAUCUCUCGAGGAACACAUACAUACUUGCGCUCGAUGGUGAUAUCGACUUCAAACCUCAGGCAGUACAUCUUCUUGUAGACUAUAUGAAGAAGAACCAAAGUUUGGGAGCUGCCUGUGGCAGAAUCCAUCCUAUAGGUUCUGGAGCCAUGGCUUGGUACCAAGUGUUCGAAUAUGCCGUUGGGCAUUGGCUACAGAAGGCUACAGAACACGUCAUAGGCUGCGUCUUGUGUAGCCCUGGAUGUUUCUCCCUCUUCAGAGCUGGAGCUUUGAUGGACGACAACGUCAUGGCGAAGUACACCACUGUGCCAUCAGAGGCUAGACAUUACGUACAAUAUGAUCAAGGUGAGGACCGAUGGUUGUGUACCUUAUUACUCCAAAGAGGCUACCGCGUGGAAUACUCAGCAGCAUCAGAUGCUUACACUCAUUGUCCAGAAGGUUUCAACGAGUUUUACAACCAACGAAGAAGAUGGAUGCCUUCAACAACUGCAAACAUCCUGGAUCUUCUGAGCGAUUAUAAAUUCAUCAUCAAGAAAAACGACAACAUUUCAAGACUCUACAUCUUAUAUCAGGCAGUUUUGAUGAUUGGAACAGCCAUUGGACCUGGAACCAUAUUCCUUAUGCUUGUGGGGGCUUUCAUAUCUGCAUUCAAGAUGUCACAGAUGACAAGUUUCUGGUUCAACAUAGCACCUGUUUUAUUCUACAUAUUGAUUUGUGCUACUUGCAAAUCAGACACCCAGCUAAUGAUUGCGGGUAUGUUGAGCAUCCUCUACUCACUGGUGAUGAUGACAGUUCUGAUCGGUAUAGUUAUUCAAGUAGAAGAUGAUGGUUGGCUGGCGCCAUCUUCCCUGUUUCUGAUCAUCACUGCCCUCAUAUUCAUCAUAGCUGCCUUCAUGCACCCGCAGGAAUUCUACUGUCUCAAGUAUGGCGUCAUCUACUACGUCACUGUACCGAGCAUGUACAUGCUUUUGGUGAUAUACUCUAUUUUCAACAUGAAUAAUGUGUCCUGGGGUACGAGGGAUGUGACAAUCGCUCCUCCACCUGAGAAAGACGCAUCAAAAGAUAAAAAAGAAGGCGAAGAGGCGAAGAAAGAAGAAGAAGAAAAAAAGAAAAAAGAAGAAGAAAAGAACAAGAACAAGAUUUAUUCAUUCUUCGGAAAUAACGCUGACAAUGCUGGUUCAUUUGAAUUUUCGUUUGCCGGACUGUUCAAAGUCUUAUGCUGCACAUUUCAAAAUAAUCUUACCGAGCAAGAAAUACUCAAGAACAUGCAAGCCUCGAUGAAAGAACUUCAAGAAAAGUUGGAUCGUAUAGAGAGAAACCAACUCAGUCCGCCUACCAUUCAGACAGAUAAGAGAAAAACUAAGGAAACUCUGCUUCUUGAAGGGUCACAAGGUCUCAGGGCACCUGAAAUGGGUUCAUCUAACCCGAAAACAGACAAUUCUAAAAAUGCUACACCAGCAGCAGACGAUGUCCCACCGAACAGUUGGUUUUAUGAUGGAGAGCUCAUCAACAGUUCCGUGGACUACUUAGACCGCAAAGAAGAAAAGUUCUGGGAUAAAUUCAUUGAGAAAUAUUUGGCUCCUCUAGAUGAAACUGCAACAAAGGACAAGGUUGCUAAAGAUUUGAAUGAUCUAAGAGACCAGAUGGUUAUCACGUUUUUCACUUUGAACUCCCUGUUUGUAUUGGUUAUUUUUCUGUUGAAUAUCCAGCAAGAUGUUCUCCACUUGAACUGGCCAUUAGACCCAAAAUUCAAUUUCACUUAUUAUACGGAUCAAAAUGAGAUUAUCAUUCAGAAAACCAAUCUCCAACUGCAACCAAUCGGAUUCGUUUUUCUGUUAACAUUCGCCGCUUUGAUGCUCAUUCAAUUUCUUGGCAUGUUCGUACAUCGCUUCGGUACCUACAGUCAAAUAAUGGCGAAUACGGCUCUGGACUUCGGACUAUUUGGCAGUGCAAAAGUAGACGAUCUCACAGAAGAGAAGAUUCUAGAAAGAGAUCCGAUAAAUAAUGUAAAGAGGAUUUUCAAAUUACAAGGUAUAAACGCUCAAAACAAGGAUGCAGAUGCUCCUGUGGGAAGAAGGAACACGGCACAUUUUCUUGCUGUCAAAAAGGGCAAAACACCCAGACCUAUUAUAGAAGAUUUGGAGAAGGCAUUCCACACAAGACUGGAAAGGGUUAGAAAUGGAGAAGAAACUGAUAAAGAAAUCAGAAAAUCUACAGUUGUUGCUAUAGAUAGAAGGAGGGAAACAAUUUUUAGGAGGCAAACAGAGUUGCUCAACAGAAAUGGUAUGCCUCCACCGAUAUCCCAGUCCCAAACGACAUACACCAAUAAUGCGUUUGAAAAUGACUGA
Phaedon cochleariae (mustard beetle) is the source of this 4422-nucleotide messenger RNA. The record is from the annotation of a GenBank genome assembly. NCBI's taxonomy places the organism in Eukaryota, Metazoa, Arthropoda, Insecta, Coleoptera, Chrysomelidae.